This is a messenger RNA of Pollicipes pollicipes, 735 nucleotides long. RefSeq lists its product as uncharacterized. The transcript has 6 exons. Lineage: Eukaryota; Metazoa; Arthropoda; Thecostraca; Pollicipedomorpha; Pollicipedidae. The record is from RefSeq and is a predicted model, not a curated record. The coding region runs from base 1 to 735 and encodes 244 amino acids.
AUGUUCUCGACGGCGAUCGUGCUGAUUGUUCUCGGCUGCGCGCUGCGAUCGUCCGCGCAAUUCCCCAGCCCCAACGAAGCACAAGCUAAAUGCUGCCCCCAUUGGUACAGCGGAAACUUGGCCGCUUUCCACAAGUGCACCUCUAAGUACGGAUUCUGGCCCAUCUGUCCCCAAGAUCCCCUCGCGUUCGGCUGCCGAUACCGGGGACAAUGGUACGCAGUCGGCAGCAUCAUUGAAGCCAACGCCAAGAAGUGCUAUGAAGUCCACUGUGUGCGCAAGGCGCCGUCUUUGUGGCCGUCCGUGCGCAUAAAGCACAUCAGCAAGGAAUGCAACUGCUGCGAGUUCAAGGGGCGGAUAUAUGAGCAUGACCAUAUCAUCCAUCUGAAUGAAUGCGAAAGGAUCCAGUGCAACAACGGAACCUGGGAAAAACUACCGCAAGCGCCUGGAGACACCUGGGCGUGCCCCGCGGGCUCCACGCCCUGGGACGACUUCUGCAUCUACUUCUGGCCCGUCAUCAUGAGCUGGCCCGACGCCCAGAAGAUCUGCCACCUGCUCGGCGGCUCGCUGAUCGUGCCGCUGAAGCCUGACGACAACGAGAUGAUCGCCGACGGGCUACGCGGCGCCGGCGGCUGGCUGGGGGCCAGCAACGGCAAGUGGCCGGACACCAGCGGACGCGCGUGGAAGGUGUCGCCAUGGGCGCCCGGACAGCCCACCAACGGCACCGUGCACGAGUAA